Messenger RNA from Lactuca virosa, 2254 nucleotides. Lineage: Eukaryota; Viridiplantae; Streptophyta; Magnoliopsida; Asterales; Asteraceae. The record is from the annotation of a GenBank genome assembly.
UUUCAGUCAAUUUUCAUUAAAAACCGCUUCAAGAUUUUUUCCCAUUUUCCAUGUUUCAGCUUUAAACGACCACGAGAAUUUCUUUGCCGAAUGGGUGUAGUUAUUAUUUAACAUCGAUUUCUUCAACUAAAGCAGCGGCAAUGAUUCAUGUAGCUUUGCCAGAUAACAACGUUGAAACAUGAUAAUGUAUUUCAUUCCCUGUUGAUCAGAGGAAUUUGAGUAGAGUUUUGAUCGGCAUACAAGUUGUCAUUAAUUUCAGUUGUCAUGAAGAAAGAUCUUCGAGAAUUGGUUUACAGCAUGAAUGAUUUAAGCUUGUGGUUGUGAAAAGUAACUGGUCCCACUGAUUAGACCAAGAUGAUCGAAUCAUCAGAUUCGCAAGUUACAAAAUAUUUUUCAGCAAAUCCUGAUUCUUCAUCUCAAGCCAUCAGUGAAGUUGAUCAGAAACCUGAUACUGGUAAUAUUGAAGAAGCAGAAUCAUCUCUCCGGGAGAGUAAUUCUUUGAAUUAUGAGGAAGCAAGAGCAUUACUAGGAAGAUAUGAAUAUCAAAAGGGAAACACAGAAGCUGCUCUUCAUAAUUUUGGGAGGUAUAAAGAAGCUGCUGAAUCAUGCAAAGUUGUUCUGGAUGUUAUUGAAUCAUCAUUCUCAUUAGGCUUACCUCAAAACCUUGGAACCGAUCAUAAAUUGCAAGAGACUCUAACCAACUCAGUCGGGUUACUUCCCGAGUUAUAUCAACUCGCUGAGUCACACCAGGAAGCAAUCAUAUCAUUCCGAAGAGCCCUACUCCAUCACUGGAACCUCGACAAAGAAACAACAGCAAAAAUUCAAAAACAAUUUGCAAUUUUUCUUCUCUACAGUGGAUCAGAAGAAGCAAACCCUCCUAAUUUCCGUUUCCAAACAGAUGGUUCAUUCAUACCCAAAAACAACAUAGAAGAAGCUAUUCUAAUUUUAAUGAUUCUACUGAGAAAAGUUUGUUUAAAGAAAAUCGAGUGGGACCCAGAUAUCUUAGAUCAUCUUUCUUACGCGUUAUCCAUAUCCGGUGGACUCGUUUCUUUGGGUAAACAAUUGGAAGAAUUACUUCCGGGGAUAAUUGAAAACAACGAAAGGUGUUUACUUUUAGCCCUAUGUUACUAUGCACAAAACGACUGUUCAUCCGCUUUGAAUUUGAUAAAAAUUAUACAAGAAACCGAUGAUCGACAUAUCGUGUUGCCUUUAUUAAUCGCUUCAAAAAUUCAUUCUGAAACCUCGAAUUCCGCAGAAGGAGUAAGGACUUCAAAGAGAGCGAUUCAUUUAUUGAAAGAUAAAUGUGAGGAAAUGAUGGGUGUCGCGUAUUCCUUUUUGGGUGUUUCUGUUUCAUCCCAUUCGAAAUCUGAAUCGGAAUCACUUCAGUGUUUAGAAACAGCAGGGAGGUUGACCAAAAUGGUUGACUCUCAAAUCGUUUAUCUUCUCGGUUUAGAAAGCGCUGAACAAAGAAAGCUGGACGAUGCUUUUGGUUACGCGAAUCGUUUGAUCAAUUUGGAAGGUGGGUCCCACGUCAGAGGGUGGAUGCUAUUGGCGCGAAUCCUGUCAGCUCAAAAACGGUUUAAAGAUGGCGAAAGUGUGAUCAAUGCCGCUUUGGAUCAGACUGUGAAAUGGGAUCAAGGCGAGUUAUUAAGAACUAAAGCCAAGUUACAACUCGCACGGGGUCAAGUGAAACGUGCUAUUCAGACGUAUACUCAGCUACUUGCUGUUCUUCAAGUUCAGUUGAAAAGCUUCGGAUUCUCAAAGAAGAACCAUGAUCGGAAGUUGGAGUUAGAAACAUGGAAUGAUCUUGCUAAGGUGUACAUAAGAUUGUCUCAAUGGCAAGAUGCUGAGGCGUGUUUGAUGAAAUCGAAGGCUAUUUGUAACUAUUCGGCUUCUACACGACAUACCACUGGAUUGUUGUAUGAAGCUCAGGGUUUGAAUAGACAAGCUUUAAAAGCAUAUAAACAUGCGUUAGAUGUGGAUCCUGGUGAUGUUGAGAGUCUUGUUUCCAUGGCGGUGGUGUUGAGGAAGGUCGGUGGCGGGGCUGGAGCGGUGGGGCGGGGCUUUUUGAAUGAAGCUCUGCGGGUGGACAGGAUGAGGUCUUCGGUUUGGUAUAAUUUGGGGUUGUAUCUUAGAGAUGAGAGUCCGAUGGAAGCUGCUGAUUGUUUUGAGGCUGCUGGUGUAUUAAAAGAAACAGAACCCAUCGAACCCUUCAGAUAAAUAAAUUAAUAAACAAUCGUAUGUUUGUUUUAAA